Molecule: messenger RNA, 3503 nt
Organism: Scomber scombrus (Atlantic mackerel)
Lineage: Eukaryota; Metazoa; Chordata; Actinopteri; Scombriformes; Scombridae
Product: hsp90 co-chaperone Cdc37
Exons: 8
Coding region: 247-1377 (376 amino acids)
Biological process (GO): protein folding; protein stabilization
Cellular component (GO): cytoplasm
Molecular function (GO): heat shock protein binding; protein kinase binding; protein-folding chaperone binding
Source: RefSeq, a predicted model, not a curated record
CGUCGGACGGAAAUUUGCAGCAGUUCUUUCUAGAAUCCUGUAGCAUUUAGCAGUGAGCAGCUAGCCCACUCCUGAAAAACCUACACAAGUUAGCCCUGGCAAACCGCAGCGGGUCGCAGCAUUGAAUACAGACACAUAUUUCAGUGCAGCGUCCUUACGUUGUAUGCUUUUUGAUUAAACAUUCGGGUUAGCCUCGUUUAGCCCGCGAACUUAGCCGAGUCAUUAUCCCAGGCUAACACUGGCAGGAUGUCCAGAAUAGACUACAGCGUGUGGGACCACAUCGAGGUGUCAGACGAUGAGGAUGAUACCCACCCAAACAUCGACACACCCAGCCUCUUCAGAUGGAGACAUCAGGCACGUGUGGAACGGAUGGAAGAAUUUCAGAAGAUGACUGAAGAUUUAAGUAAGGGACUCAGUGAAAGUCGACGUAAGCUGGCUGAGACACAGAAGAAAGUGAAAGAGCUGAACAUCUCGACAACGGAUGAUGCCAAAGCAGAGCUGAGCAAAACCCAGGCUGAGGAGAAGAAACUGAAAAAGGAGGAACGAGAGUGGGAGAAGAAGUUGGACAAACACCGCCAGGAGGAGAAGAGGAUGCCAUGGAAUGUGGACACGCUCAGCAAGGAGGGGUUCAGCAAGAGCGUUGUUAAUGUCAAACCUGACAAUGUUGAAGAGACCGAAGAGGAGAAGGAGCAAAAGCAUAAAACCUUUGUGGAAAAACAUGAGAAGCAGAUCAAACAUUUUGGUAUGUUGCGACGCUGGGAUGACAGCCAGAAGUACCUGUCUGACAACCCUGAUCUAGUAUGUGAAGAGACUGCCAACUACCUGGUCAUCAUGUGCAUCGAUCUUGAAGUUGAGGAGAAACACGCGCUGAUGGAGCAAGUGGCUCAUCAGACCAUCGUCAUGCAGUUCAUUCUGGAGUUGGCAAAGAGCCUCAAAAUGGACCCCCGCGGGUGCUUUCGUCAGUUCUUUGCCAAGAUUAAGACAUCAGAUCAGCAGUACCAGGACGCCUUCAAUGACGAGCUGGAGUCCUUUAAGGAACGGGUUCGUGGCAGGGCGAAGAUCCGCAUAGAAAAGGCCAUGAAGGAGUACGAGGAAGAGGAGCGACAAAAGCGCAUUGGACCUGGAGGUCUAGAUCCUGUUGAAGUGUACGAGUCCCUGCCAAUUGAGAUGCAGAAAUGCUUUGACGAUAAGGACAUCCAAAUGUUACAGGAUGUGAUUAGCAAAAUGGAUCCAACGGAGGCAAAGGCUCACAUGAAGAGGUGCAUAGAGUCUGGACUCUGGGUCCCCAACUCCAGGACUGACGACGUGGAUGAAAAAGGGGAAGAUGGUAUCUAUGAGGAGGUCAAACAGGAGCAGGAGGAAACUAAGAAAGAAUGACCAACAUUGAUCCUGUGAUUUGAUGUGUAUUUUCCCCCUCUGUAUUGCAGCUCCUCUAUGUGUAUGACUAGUUUGCCAAUCCAUGAACAAUGAAAUAACUUCUCAAAUAUAUUUAGCUCAGACUUAAGGGAUUAGCAUUCACCUAACUGCACAACUUUGUUGCAUCUGUAACUCCUGCUUUGAAGAAAACUGCAGCGUGUGUGUAGGUCUUUUAUCUGCUUUGACAUCACGAAAGCUGUAUUCUUACACCUCGCUCAUAUGUGGGGGGUGGAGAAAGGGGGGUGUAUGUUGACACAUGCCUGUCAUAUGUGUGGUUGUAUAGUUGAAGACCAUUUAUGCAUUUUCAAGUUGUGCGUAAAGUUAUUAUUUUUGUCAUUUCCAAAUUUAAGAUUUUUGUUUUUGACUUUCAAGGCUUGAGCAACCAAUGUAUUCAGAUGGUUAUUUCCCAAGAGUGACAUUUUCUACAAACUUGCUUAACUAAAAUUUCAAUUGUAACCAACUUCUCAAGAACAAGGCGUUGUGGUUUUGUGUGAGAACUCAAAGUUCAAUCCCAAUUAGUGGAAGAGUGACCGUGUAGUUCCUAAGAAUGACUUCCUAAGAAUAUCCUAAAGAGCUAGGUAGGUGUGGUUGGAGGCUACGCUUCACUUGCAAUGCUUGUUUUUCCGUUUCUUUUUUAUGGUGAGAGUGCCAGGUUGGAAUUUAAAAGACAUGAUGAAAAAAAAAAAGAAAAUGCUGUGAAACAGCUUCUACAAAGACAAAAUUUGACAAUCUUUGAAAUCACUAAAUAAAACUGCUCAGUGGAUAUUAUUGCCAAAAGCUUUUGUGCCCUUCCUGUGAUGUCUGCCAGCCAGGUGUGUUUGCUCUGUACUGCUGGAAAUGGGCCUCUUUUUUUGGGCCUUGCAAGCUUUUGUGCAAGAUUACUGGAUAUGAUAAAGGACAGGGAGCAUAUGCGGUAACAGGACUAUCUUGCAAUGCUAACAAACUAAAUGGAGGUCUGGCUGUCCCUCAUUUAGUCUGACAAAAAGCAGAAUAUACAAACUCCCAUCAAAAUGUAACAUUAUGCUGAAAAAAGAUGUCCUGAAAUAGCAACCAUGCUAUAUUUCAGUCUUGGUUAGACUUGCUUUUUAUCUUAUAACCAGUUAAACUGCUCUGAAGGUAUAACAAUACACUGAGAUCAUAUAAAAGAAUCUAAGGCUACGCCCUGUAAUAUCCUUUUUUCUUCAUGGUAACUUAUCAAUAACUUUAAAUGCUGUAAACGGUGUUCAACUGGAAUUAUUUAUUUGAGAAGUUUAUGUAUUCUGUGCCACCCAUGUAUGGAAAUGAGAGUAAACAAAACACUCUCUUUCUUUAUAAUCAAUUUCAGUAUGGUAGUUUUUGACAGGUUCUUGUUGAAGUUUCCACAAGAGAAAUGUGAAGCGCUUAUCCAAAUUCUGCAGAAACGGGUAAAAAAGAGGAAAGGAAGAGACUAAACAUGUUGUAGAUUCGGUUUUGAUAAAUUACUGCUGAAGAACCACUUCCUUCCAGCUUAAGUGGUGCUUGUGACAUCAAUGGUGAUGAUGAAAACAUCUUACCCUUGUGGUGAUGCUGAUUAUCACAAAGGUUAAUUGUGCAACUUGUAACAUUUUCACCUCUAGAAUCAGACUAAGCCAGGACAAAAACAUCUUUUUAACAAUUUGCAUGUAGACAAGCGUUUCAUGUCAAGGUGACUUUUUAAAAUAUACAUACAGUACUGUGCAAAACUCCAUGCAGUGCAGUUGACAUUUGUGUGGUUGUAUAGUUUUACAGGCAGACCAUACUCUCACUUCUUCUCAGUACACCUGCACACGUUUUUUCAAGGUUCUUGGCAGGAAUGUUGUUCCAAGUAUUUUGGAGAACUUUUAGGCAUCCCAGUUGCUUCGGCCUCUUCACGUAAUCCCAGACUGACUCUGUGAUGUUAAGAUCAGAGGUCUGUAGGGUCAUAUCAUCUGUUGCAGGACUCCUUAUUUUUGACACUGAAAAUAGAUCUUUAUGACUCUCGCUCUAUGUUUGGGGUCAUUGUCAUGCUGCAAAAAAUGAAUUAGGGACAGAUCAGCACCUUUUUAUUUUUUAUUUUUUUAUUUUUACAUGGUAUUCCAUUAUGGGUAAUA